AUGCCUUCUCCAUUCGGGUCUACCUUUGCCUCUGCUGCUGCUAGCACGAAUGGUGACGUUUCUGGGAAUAGAAGGGACACCGCGGGCUCAAGUGACUGGUCUCGAAGCCGUCUCAACGGCGCCCCGCAAACCUUCCGCAGAGUCUCUCAAGCAACCACCCACUCACAGACACAACCACAGACUCGAGAAAACGCGAGUGUAGCAUCGUCCACUGUCAACAACGGCGGUGUCUACAUUCCUCCUCACCUCAACUCCGCCAACCCUUCCAUGCCCCGAAACCCCCCUCUUGGCGACGCCCGCUACUCCAAAGACCAACUUCUGCACAUUUUCCAAAGUCUCAAAGACUCCUCGGCUCUGGAUCGGAACCUUGAAGAUAUCUUUUUGGGCAACUGGAAUCCAUUAGACAGUCAAAACGGGGCGGGCAGUCACGUAGCCGGCGGUGACGGCAAAGACCAGACCCCCGGGCCAGAGGUGUGUUGGAGCUACAACAUAAAUCCCGAGCCGUUUGGUUUAAGAGGCAUGACAGAGGAGGAGAGAGUGCUGUUUUCCGGUUCAAUCAAUUCGCCAAUCAAACCUCAGCAAAAUACCUCGAAAGAAAGCACCGGAGUGGGAGUCAUCGGUGGGCGCAAGGCUUCUCUAUCAAACUAUAACAGCACGACGGGGACGUCGAGACCCGGAACGCGUCGCCGGGAGACGAGUGAAUCCUUCAUGAGUAAUGGACCCUUGUCACCCGUAGAAACAAAGACCUUUUUCCGAUCCGAAUCGAACACUGCAACUCCUCCACCAGCUCUGCUGCGACGUCGAACCGACUACAAGGAAGAAGAAGCCACACCGACUACCAAAGAAGACCCUGAGCCGGACGAAACCCCAGAGUCCCACCCCUCGUUCCCAGGACUGCGCCGAGCAGGCACUGGUCCUCUAAGCGCAGGCUUGAAUCCUCCGUCCGCGUCGCCCUGGUCAGCCGGAGCGCAAGGGUCAGCUUUUGGAUCUAUGGGUACUUUUGGCAGCUUUGCGAUAGGGGCUGCAAGCACGCCAACCGACUCUGGCGACAAGCGACCUGGCUUUGGCAGCGCACGCAGUGCGAGUCGAUUCAAGGAUCUUUUGUCCAAGUCGAGCUCGGAGGACGUCUCCCAACCUGGAAAAGACAAGGGUCUAUUUGGAGCGCUGGAGAAGCUGCCGGAAGAGGAUGCGGAUCCCAGCCAGGCGAAGUUGCGCGACGAGCUCAAAACCCGUCCCGGUCGUAGUGAGACCAACCCAUAUGAGGACGCACCAAUGCGGGCAGGCAGCGCAGCUCUGGGUGGUGCCCAGGAGGUCAUUCCAGCCAGCGCCGGCAUCGAACAAAUGGGCAUGUCCGCAUUCGGCCCUCACGCAGCGAUUGGCACUCGGGAUUUCGGCCACGAUGAAGGAUACCAGCAGACCCCCCACGGGCGAUACAAUCUCCAUGAACCCAUGAGCCCAACGAACACCAACCCAUACCAAAGUCCGCACGGCCGUGUUGUUGAAGAUGAUGAACGUGACACAAAUGACUCUGCGUCCCAAGCUUCGGGUCUCCCACCCUUUGGCGGUGCUGCCCGUCGGACCAUGUAUCCUCCCUCUGACGAUCGAAGUCAUUCAGCAAGUGGUCUCCGGAGCGCCAGUGGGUUUGGUGGUCUGCCGGGCUUUGGUGGGUUAGGUGGUGGGCUAGGUGGCAAUCCUACUUGGUCCGGCGCUGGUAUUGGAUCGACCAAACCCGCAAUGGAUCGAGGGAUCUCGUCCGCAUUUGGUGAUCCCAUAUUCAGUCCUCUAUCCGAAUUACAGUCACCGGGCGGCCUCGGAGGCGGUUUCGGUGGAUUUGGCUCUGGGGGACGGGCUGCCCGGCUUGGAGCCAUGUUGCCUGCGGCAAUGCAGGAACAAAUUCGAGGCGAUAGCAGAAACGAGACCGCAUCUUUUGACUCUCGCCCAGACAGUGCUCAGCAACAUCCUAUGCGCGACCCCUUCGACAGCACGAACCGUAGACCAGAUGAGUAUGGUCAUCCAUCUAGUCUCUUCGAAGACUCUCCUCCAAUGAGGAGUGUUGAAGAACCUCUCAGUUCCAUCCAGCCUGGUCAAUUUGGACCUCCAAGCUCGGGGCCCCCGACGACUUCAGUGUCAAUAUCUGGUUCAGCUUCGCAGACGGCACCACCGAGAACGGGCGGAUCGGAUAACUAUCAAUCCGGCCAUGGUCUCAGCCAAUCGAGCGGAAGCAACUCUUCAAGUCAAUUGCCAGCUACACAACAGCGACAAAUGGUUAUGCCAGACCGGAUGCGCUGGAUCUACCGUGACCCUCAAGGAAAUACCCAGGGACCCUGGUCAGGUCUGGAGAUGCACGACUGGUUCAAGGCCGGUUUCUUCACCGCCGAACUACAGGUGAAGAAGCUCGAGGAUGCCGAGUUUGAGCCCCUUGCUCAGCUUGUGAGGCGCAUAGGUAACUCCCGCGAGCCUUUCUUGGUACCUCAAAUCGGUGUUCCCCACGGCCCUCCUACCGCUGGCCCAGGAAACAACUGGGCCAACCCGUCUAUGGGAGGAUCUGCUGGCGGUACUGCCCAGCCACCCUUUGCUAACAGCUUCCCAAGCUUUGGCACAACGUUGACCGCUGAACAACAGAACGCCCUAGAAAGACGUAAGCAAGAAGAGCAGUAUCUGAUGGCAAGACAGAAGGAGCACCUGGCGCAACAGCAGAUGGCUAUGAAGAUGCAGAUGCAAAACGGGAUGCAUUCCUUGCACCAUCAUUCGAGCGCCCACUCUCUGCAGAGCCAACCCAGCUUCGGAAGCAUCACUUCGCCUACAGGUUAUCAGCCUUCGCCCAUCCAGCCGUUGAUGCAACCUCCCCAGCAAAAUCUGCCGUUCGCCCACCAUGCAGGACCCUCUGCGGGGCCAGCCUUUGGCCGCGAAGAUGACAUUCAUAACAUGAUGGACCGUUUGAGCUUCAAUCAACGUGCAAAUCUACCGUUCACAAGCGCCCCUUUAGGUCCACCACCACCACCAGAGGUUGCCCCCUCCUCCCAACAAGUCAACACUAUGCUGCAAGAUAGGGCUCGACUGCAACAACAACAACAGCAGCAGCAACAAGGCGACAUGCGCGGCCAUCAGGACACUUUUUUAGGCCCACAGGGCCGCAACGAGCGGCUGGACGAGUUUCACAGACUACGUGGACAAAUCGACAUACCAGCCGGUCGUCUCGGCCCUGAAGAGCCUCGACCUCAACCCAUUGGUGCACCUCGCCAAGUUAGUGAGCAACCUGCCGCGGCGGCACCACCAAAAGUUCCGGCCCCAAUUGGACACGCUGCCGUUACUGCUAAACCAGAGCCAGAGCCGCUUUCUUUAGCCCAACAAGUGCAGAUUGCAGCAGCCAGCCAACAGGCGGCUGCUGAAGAAAGUGCGUGGGCCAAGAAAGACGCGCCGGUCGAAGCGCCUCCUGUCUCGAUUUCACCUUUGCCCGCCCCUGCCGCUCAGCGCAAUAGGCAACACGUUGCUGACGCACUAGCCGCGGAGUCCCGAUCGGCAACUCAAACACCCAUCGAGACGCCUGUUGUUUCCGUUGCACCGUGGGCUGAGCGCACUGCCGAGCAUGCCAAAGGACCGUCUUUGAAGGAAAUUCAAGAAGCUGAAGCUAAACGCGCUGCGGAACAGGAAGCAAUCGCUGCAGCAGCUCGGCGGGAACAGGCCGAGCAGGAAAGAUUGGCCCAAUCCCAGGCUCCAGCUCCAGCCCCAGGUCUUCCGUCAACCUCAACGUGGGGCAGCUCUGUAUCUCCUGUGACGCCUGGCACUCAAACCACUUCUGUCUGGGCGAAGCAAACCCCUGCCAAAACAGGUGCUGGGGCGAGUGCACCUCCUAAGAAGACGCUGGCGCAAAUCCAGAAAGAGGAAGAGUCUCGCAAACAGCGCGCUGCCGCUGCCGCUGCCGCGGCAGCCAGCGUACAGAAUGCUGGUAAUCCAACCAGUGGUUCAGCCGGCAAGAGAUAUGCUGAACUUGCUGGCAAAGCGGCUCCAGCUAAUCCCGGUUCGGCGGGCGGCGUCUGGACGACAGUAGGCUCGGGUGGUAAGGCCAAGGCCCCGCCUGCUGUUGUUGCAACACCUCAGCCAGUUUCCCGAACAGUGUCGGCGAGCAGUGCACCCAAGACACGACCAAGUCUCCAAACGCCUCGAAGUAACACCCUCAGCAACCAGAGCAAAGCCAACGAAGAAUUUACCAAGUGGAUCAAAGGGUCGCUCGGGAAGGGGUUGAACAGCGGUAUCAACUUGGACAAUUUCGUGCAAGAUCUGCUGCAGCUCCCACCCGAUGUCGAAAUCAUAUCAGAUAGUGUCUAUGCGAGUUCGCAGACCCUUGAUGGACGCCGCUUUGCAGAGGAGUUUGUUCGGCGCCGGAAGCUUGCCGAUAAGGGCGUGGUGGAGCCUGCCACUGGAGUUCAGCCGAUGAUGGGAAUCGGUGGAGGUGCAGACACUAAGAGUGCCGGGGCAGCGGGAGGCGGAUGGAGCGAGGUUGCUAAGAAGGGCCCGGCAAAUGCCAGUGGUGCGAAGGAGGAGAGCAAUGCGCAGUUCAAGGUUGUUGCCACGAAGAAGAAGGGGAAGAGAUGA
Fonsecaea multimorphosa CBS 102226 is the source of this 4593-nucleotide messenger RNA. RefSeq lists its product as uncharacterized. NCBI's taxonomy places the organism in Eukaryota, Fungi, Ascomycota, Eurotiomycetes, Chaetothyriales, Herpotrichiellaceae. The record is from RefSeq and is a predicted model, not a curated record. Bases 1 to 4593 code for a protein of 1530 amino acids. Gene Ontology annotation, molecular function: protein binding. The transcript has 4 exons.